Venustampulla echinocandica is the source of this 588-nucleotide messenger RNA. RefSeq lists its product as uncharacterized. The record is from RefSeq and is a predicted model, not a curated record. The coding region runs from base 1 to 588 and encodes 195 amino acids. Gene Ontology annotation, cellular component: intracellular membrane-bounded organelle. Gene Ontology annotation, biological process: vesicle-mediated transport. Lineage: Eukaryota; Fungi; Ascomycota; Leotiomycetes; Helotiales; Pleuroascaceae. The transcript is spliced from 4 exons.
AUGGAUGAUGUAAUCCAGGUAAUCUCCUCAACCGUCAACGCCCUCAUCGCCAGUUGGCAAUCGCACGACCACACAUCUACACGACUGCUCGCUAUGGCGCCAACCUCGGCUACGGAUCUCCUCACAAAGAGGCUCUAUUAUGACUGUGAUGCCGACGGCUAUUGCCGCUCGACCUGGAAUACCUGGGGCAGAUGGGUGGCUUUAGCGGUGAUCAUCGUGGUGUUUUUCCUCCUGGCACUCACGCUCUCGUGCUACAAUAGCCGCCGUCGCCGCCGUCGUGGCAUGGCCCCGAUGUAUGGUACCGGCUGGAUGGGAGGGAAACCUCCCACGGAUCAACAAUAUGGCAAUACGAACAACUACUAUCCGAACCAACCGUACUAUGGCGGCGCGCCGGCCCCUCCUUACAGCCCUCCGAUCCCCAACCAAACGACCGGGACGACAUUUGAUAGCAACCAUGGAUAUUAUGGAAAUCAGGGGAUCGAGCUACAGCCCCCUCAAAGCUCGUAUCAGCCUCAACGUGGUGGUGAUCCUGUCUACGAGGCACCCCAAGGGCCGCCCCCCCGGAAAGAAGGUGACAUCAUUCGGUGA